Messenger RNA from Acanthisitta chloris (rifleman), 992 nucleotides. It is a transcript of the gene PIK3IP1, whose product is annotated as phosphoinositide-3-kinase interacting protein 1. The annotation marks the transcript as partial. NCBI's taxonomy places the organism in Eukaryota, Metazoa, Chordata, Aves, Passeriformes, Acanthisittidae. The transcript is spliced from 4 exons. The record is from RefSeq and is a predicted model, not a curated record.
AUGCUACAGCUACCACAGCCCCAGUCCCUACAGCAGAAGUUGGUACUUCUCAGGAGGAUGACCAGGUGUUUGAACCAGCUGAUACCUUGCCCUCCCGGAGCGAGGCAGCCGCAGUGCAGCCUGUCAUCGGGAUCAGUCAGAGAGUGCAGAUGAACUCCAAAGAAAAGAAGGACUUAGGGACACUAGGGUAUGUGCUGGGACUCAUCAUGAUGGUGAUUAUCAUUGCCAUGGGAGCUGGUGUUGUCCUGGGAUACGUCUAUAAGAGGGGGAAAGACCUGAAGGAGAAGCACGAACAGAAAGUUUAUGAGCGUGAAAUGCAGCGCAUCACACUGCCACUGUCAGCCUUCACCAAUCCUGCCUGUGAGCUUGUGGAUGAGAACACCAUCGUGGUGCACACCAACCAGACACCUGUGGAGGACACGCGCGACGGCAGUGGCCCCCUCAUGGGGCAGGCGGGUACUCCUGGUGCCUGAGCAGCUCGGGCAGGGGUGAUACAGGCUGAGCAAAGCCUCCAGCUUCCCACUGUGAGUGCAGGGGUUGUGUGUGUUCGUUUCUAUUUUGUUUUCUUUUUGAUGAAAGCCGGAUGAAGGUGAUGCAGAGGAACAGGACAAUGGGCUAUUCAUCACUCUGUUUGAGGGGCACCAUUCAGUGCAUGACCAGCUGGGGACUGGUGUGGUGGACCCUGCUGCUUCUUCCCACCUAUCUCCGUGGUGUGCCAAGGAGCUGGGGGGGAUGAUGGGCCAGGCUCACAUCUGGCCACAGGUCUCAUAGCCUGGAGUGUGGUCUUGGCUUCCUCUUUUUCUGUUCCUUUCCUAUUUAACGGUGUGCACUGUUACUUAAGUUUCAGCCUGGAACCCCAGGAGGGAGCAGUACUGCAGGGACUGAGGGGAGCUUCAUGACAGACUUAGCUAGAUAAUUACACUCUGAUUGUAGUUCCUGCCUUUUUGCUUUAGUGACUGAGAGCUGGAAACACUGUCUAUAACCCUGCUACU